This is a messenger RNA of Cornus florida, 1794 nucleotides long. RefSeq lists its product as uncharacterized. The transcript is spliced from 10 exons. The record is from RefSeq and is a predicted model, not a curated record. The coding region runs from base 30 to 1562 and encodes 510 amino acids. NCBI's taxonomy places the organism in Eukaryota, Viridiplantae, Streptophyta, Magnoliopsida, Cornales, Cornaceae. Gene Ontology annotation, cellular component: endoplasmic reticulum; Golgi apparatus.
GAGAGAAGAAGGGAAAGAGGCCGUUGACAAUGGCUGACAAUUUGAAAGACGUUGACAUGACUGUGGAAACUUACAAUCGCGGGAAAAUAGUAAUAGUAACGUACUUGAACCGCAAUACCACGGAGGCUCCUCCACAGAGCUCCGGUGACGACCACGAUCACAUCAAGCCAAACCAACCAGAGCUGAAACCAAACCAACCAGAGAAUCCAGAGGUUACUGUGGCCGAAGCUGCGGCGAAGAUCAAUGCCUCCGAUCUUGCAGCUUUCCUUGCUAAGACAUCCGCUUCGUAUGAAUCGAAGCAGCAUAUUCAGGUCAAGCUAUUUGCAGAUUAUUUUGACCGCGUGUUUGCUUCAGUUAGUGCUACUCAGUUCCCAUGGUUGAAGAUAUUCGGGGAGUCCUCUUUUGGGAAGAUAGUUGAUAUCCCUAUUUCUCACAUAUCGAAUGAUGUUUAUAAGACAUCAGUUGACUGGCUUAACCAGAUAUCUUGUGAAGCACUUGGUCCCUUUGUGUUGCGGUCAUUGGAUAAAAUUUUCUCCGACAUGGAUAAAUCGAGAAAGGUGGUUCAGCAACCUCAAAAGUCUCGGGCUGCCAUAUUUGUGGUUUUAGCAACGGUGGUACGACAGAAACCUGAUGUGUUGAUCAGCCUCUUGCCUGUAAUGGCGAAGGACCCAAAAUAUCAAGUACAUCAAGAUAAACAAAAAAUAACAAUAUGGUUGGUUGCCCAGGCCUUCGAAGGAAAUUUGAUUGUGGGGCUUUUCAUGUGGGUACACUUACUCUUGCCAAUGCUGAGCUAUAGUAAUCGGCAGAACAGAUGCUUGAUUUUAAAGCUUAUGGAGAGAAUUCUAUCUGUCCCAAAAGCUCGUUCCGUUCUAUUAAAUGGAGUAGUCUGGAAUGGGGAGCGCGUAGUGCCACCAUGGGCUCUUGAGCUUCUAAUGAGAAUCGCCUUCCCGGUGUAUUUGAAGGAUAAGGUUAAGGCUACUCAAAGGUUUGAGGCCGUGUAUCGCACCUUAAAAAAGAUUGCUCUUGCUUGCUCCCCUGGUAGCAAAGAAAUGAAGCAGAUAACUGGGGAAAUAUUGCAAUUUGCCAUCAAAGCUGUUGGAGAACAUAAAUGUAUACAUGGCUUAACUGACGAGGCAACCAAUAUAUUCAUAUGGUGUUUGACUCAGAACCAAGACUGUUACAAGCAAUGGGAGGACCUUUAUUUAGAUAAUAUUGAAGCAAGUGUUUAUAUUCUGGAUAAGUUAUACAAUGGAUGGGAGGAGCACUCUGUUAAACAUUGUAAUCUUCAAUCUUUAAAGACCAGCUUAAAGAGUUUCAGGCAGACGAAUAGUGAAGCAUUGGCCAUCAGAGAGAAUGAGUAUCUCACAUAUGCAGAGGCGUACUGCAAGUUAAUUUCAAAAAGAUUGUCAUGGUUUGAACGUAUUUCAGGAAGAUAUACAGAGUGGUUUGAACGUAUUUCAAGAAGAUAUACAGAGGCAUUGGGAUUUGUUCUGUUGGCCGCCGGUGCUGGCGGUGCUGCUAUCAUGUACCGGAACAUCCAAUUGCUUUUUACAAUGACUUGAGUUAUAUUUUAUAUAUAUAUAUAUAUAUUAUAUAUUUUUGUAAACCGAGGUGGAAAUGGAUGAUCUUGUAAUUCUAUAUUUUUUCUGGUGCCAUUUAUGCCCUUUUUUUUUUUUUUAAGGUGAGUUUUAUGCCUUCUUUAUAAGAUGAAUUUUAUCGAAUGUGUUAGAAAUAAAGGCCGACCAUAGAACUCUAUAGUAUUAAUGUAUGAGAUAUUGAGACAUACAAGAGAGG